Messenger RNA from Perca flavescens (yellow perch), 1516 nucleotides. Its product is annotated as major histocompatibility complex class I-related gene protein-like. NCBI's taxonomy places the organism in Eukaryota, Metazoa, Chordata, Actinopteri, Perciformes, Percidae. Gene Ontology annotation, biological process: immune response. The record is from RefSeq and is a predicted model, not a curated record. Bases 16 to 1230 code for a protein of 404 amino acids. Gene Ontology annotation, cellular component: external side of plasma membrane. The transcript has 8 exons.
CGUCAGCAUUGGAAAAUGUACACUAAAGAGUGUUUUGAGGAUCAGCCCAACUUUUUCAAAGACUGGAUGAAUGAUAUGACGCAGAGCUUCAACCAAACUGGAGAUUUUCACAGGAGUGAAAGAAGUUUCCCAACUUCUGUAUCAUCCGCCCAACACUCAUCAGAGCAGAGACCCUCCCUCCUCGGAGAAAAAACACAGAAUACAGAACAGCUGAACCAGCUCGGUCCUCAGACACGUCUUUAUCAAAACAAGAUGAAGAAGUUCCUGUUGUUGCUUCUCUUCUGUCACGUCUCAUCUCCAGUGAAACACUCACUCAAGUUUUUCUCCACUGCAUCUUCUGGACUCCCAAACUUGUCAGAGUACAUGGCUACAGCAGCGGUGGAUGAAGUUCUGGCGGGUUACUGCGACAGCAACAAAAAGAUACUAGAACCCAGACAUGACUUGGUGAAAACAUUUGUAGAAAUAAAUCCUCAGCAGUUGGAGUUUUACACUCAAAGAUGUUUUGAGGAUGAGCCAAUCUUAUUCAAAGCCAUGAUUGAUAACUUCAAGCAAUGCUUCAACCAAAGUGGAGGUGUCCACAUUCUCCAGAGUAUGACUGGCUGUGAGUGGGACGAUGAGACUGGAGAGGUCAAUGGUUUUAUGCAGUAUGGUUAUGAUGGAGAAGACUUCAUAGCAUUGGACCUGAAGACAUCGACAUGGAUCGCACUGAAACCAGAAGCUGUCAUCAUCAAACAAAGUUGGGAUGCUGAGAUAUCUGUAAUAAAACGCAUUGAGAUUCUCCUCACUGAGAUUGUUCCUGAAUGGCUGAAGAUGUAUUUGGACUACAGCAACAGCUCUCUGCAGAGAAAAGAUCUUCCCUCAGUGUCUCUUCUCCAGAAGUCUCCCUCCUCUCCAGUCAGCUGCCACGCUACAGGUUUCUACCCUGACAGAGCCAUGAUGUUCUGGAGGAAAGAUGGAGAGGAGCUUCAUGAGGACGUGGACCUCGGAGAGAUCCUCCCCAACCACGAUGGAUCCUUCCAGAUGAGUGUUGACCUGGACCUUUCAUCAGUCCCAGCUGGAGACUGGAGGAGGUACGACUGUGUGUUUCAUCUCUCUGGUGUGGAGGACGACAUCGUCACCAAACUGGACAAAGCAGAGAUCAGGACCAACAGAGCAGACUUUUUCAUAAAUGGUGUAGCAGUUUUCUAUGAAAUUUGGUGGACAGACCAUAAACGUAGAAAGAACUUGUGACUCCUGAAACAUCAGUCAAAAGGACGAGUCCUCCUCAGAACAGUGAUUACAUUUCUCUGAUUUAACACCACCCUUCACAUCCUUGUCUCUGCCAUGUGCCAACGUGUCUAUCAUUCAUUAGUUACCAUAUUGAUGUCAGAUUUUUGUGAUACAGCAUAUUGUAUCAGUAUUGAUUUCAAAGUAUAAAACUGUUUGUAGUGCAGUACGGGAUAACUAGGGUUUGCCAGAGUCAGAUCACAGACUGUGAAAUGUGACACAAGAAACAUGACACGAGAUACUCGAUCGG